GAGUGCGCGCGUGUCUGUGUGUGUGGGUGCGUGUUGUGUGUGCGAAAACAGAGCAAAAACAAUUGCGCGACAAAAAUUGAAAAUAUCAUUAAAUAUUAAAUAGCUACAGUAAAUUGUGAAAUUUGAAACAUAUAAGUUACAUUUAGUAGAGUAUUCUUUACAUAAAUAAUAUCAAUUUAUAGGCAUUUCGUGUAGCAAAAGCUAUCCCCUAGCCACCCCACCCCCCAUCCAUAGACAGUAUGAUGAGCCUGCUGGGCCGACCCGAUGUGGACGCGGGUGAAGUUUUUGUCAAUUUUAAUCAAAACAUAACUUCGCUUGCAGUUGCCACCAGCGGCGGCUACAGCCUGUAUAGCUUGGGCUCGGUGGAUUCGGCACUGGAUAAAAUCUAUCACACGAAAAGCGAUGAGCUGUUUUUAAUUGAACGUUUAUUCGAGAGUUCGCUGGUGGCCAUUGUUUCGCAGAGGGCGCCCAGAAAACUGAAGGUGUGUCAUUUCAAGAAGCAGAGCGAAAUCUGCAAUUACUCCUAUGCCAACACAAUUUUGGCUGUGAAAUUGAAUCGGGAACGUUUGAUUGUCUGUUUGGAGGAGUCGUUGUACAUACACAAUAUCCAGGAUAUGAAGGUGGUGCAUACCAUACGGGAUACUCCAUGCAAUCCAUUGGGCUUAUGUGCUCUCUCCUCAUCAUCGGACCAUUGCUAUCUGGCCUAUCCGGGCAGUGUGACCUCGGGUGAGGUUCAAAUCUUUGAUGCCAUCAAUUUGCACGCCAAGACCAUGAUACCCGCUCAUGAUACUCCACUGGCGGCCAUUGCCUUCAGUCCAUCAGGCACAGAGAUAGCCACAGCUAGCGAGAGAGGCACAGUUAUACGAGUCUUUAGCUCCCAGGAUGGCAGUCGAUUGUUUGAACUGCGUCGAGGACUCAAGCGUUGUGUGUCGAUUGUGUCACUAUCGUUUAGCACUUGCUCCGAUUAUUUGGUGUCCAGCUCGAACACAGAAACGGUGCACAUCUUUCGCCUAGAUCGUAGUGCCACGGAGCAAUCCGAUCAUGGGAAGCAAUCGAGUGACGAUUGGAUGGGAUUCUUGAGCAAAACGGUCACCAGUUACCUGCCCACACAGGUGACCGAUGUGUUCAGCCAGGGACGAGCCUUUGCUUCGGUCACACUGCCCGAGGCAGGAGUGCGUCGAAUGUGCGCCAUAGCCACAAUACAAAAGCAACUUAGGCUUUUGAUUGCCUCGCAGGAUGGUUACUUGUAUGUAUAUUCCAUACCCUCAAUUGAGGGAGCAGAGUGUCAGCUUAUCAAGAGACAUGAUCUGCGCCUGGAGGAUCAUUAUGCCAUGGAUAUUAAAGGUGCUUAGUAUAAUCGCACAAACACACAUACACACACAAAUUCCCACACUCCUCGUAUUUUUACACCUCCCCCCCACAUUCAACAUACAUACAAAUCGCAAAAGAAUAUUCCUUUUAGUUAAAUUCACCUUGAACUUUAGGCCUUAACAGUGGUGUGAGCAUUGGUGGUGCGGCUGGAGUACCACCCGGCAGUGGUGGUGGUGCUAGUGGUGCUUCUGCUGUCGAUGGCAAGAGUUCGGAUAAACCAGGCAGCUCUACGGGUGGAGGAGGUGUAGGAUCCGGUUCCGGGGCUGGAUCUGUAGGAGGAGGCGGAGGAUCCGGAUCAAAUGCCAGCUAUGCCUCAACUGUUAAGGGUGACGAGCCAACUGGUGGCUCUGCUUCUUCCACUUAAAUGUGUAAAACAUUUCGGUUUUGGCAAAUACACUCAUUCAUCAAAAAAAAAAAAAAAGAAAAA
Molecule: messenger RNA, 1798 nt
Organism: Drosophila willistoni
Lineage: Eukaryota; Metazoa; Arthropoda; Insecta; Diptera; Drosophilidae
Gene: Atg18a
Product: WD repeat domain phosphoinositide-interacting protein 2
Exons: 5
Coding region: 240-1352 (370 amino acids)
Biological process (GO): autophagy of mitochondrion; protein lipidation; nucleophagy
Cellular component (GO): cytosol; extrinsic component of membrane; phagophore assembly site membrane
Molecular function (GO): phosphatidylinositol-3,5-bisphosphate binding; protein binding; phosphatidylinositol-3-phosphate binding
Source: RefSeq, a predicted model, not a curated record